This is a messenger RNA of Mobula hypostoma (lesser devil ray), 2148 nucleotides long. Its product is annotated as zinc finger protein 497-like. Gene Ontology annotation, molecular function: RNA polymerase II cis-regulatory region sequence-specific DNA binding; DNA-binding transcription factor activity. Bases 727 to 2004 code for a protein of 425 amino acids. Gene Ontology annotation, biological process: regulation of transcription by RNA polymerase II. The transcript has 3 exons. The record is from RefSeq and is a predicted model, not a curated record. Lineage: Eukaryota; Metazoa; Chordata; Chondrichthyes; Myliobatiformes; Myliobatidae.
GUGGUGGGCGCUGGCCGAUGAGAUAGGGCGGUUUCUAGCUAGUGGAGCAUUGUGGGAUAACUGUCCGUCAUCAACCUUUUUUAGAACCGCUGAAACCAAGGUUCUUUAUUACGCUCUCCGCUGAUUCUUCACACAACUAAUACGAAAUACUUUGAGUUUUAGAUCAUGAGGAUUUAAACGCCUGCAAUUUUUUUAAUAUUCCGUCUGAUAUAGUCAUAGUCAUACUUUAUUGAUCCCGGGGGAAAUUGGUUUUCGUUACAGUUGCACCAUAAAUAAUAAAUAGUAAUAGAACCAUAAAUAGUUAAAUAGUAAUAUGUAAAUUAUGCCGGUAAAUUAUGUAAUAAGUCCAGGACCAGCGUCUGACCCUCCAAGGGAGGAGUUGUAAAGUUUGAUGGCCACAGGCAGGAAUGACUUCCUAUGACGCUCUGCGUUGCAUCUCGGUGGAGCUUUUGAACAGAGGAACGGGAGCAAGAACGGAAAAACGGGCUAGUGCAGGUGAGGUCCCAGAGGAAUGCCGAGUGGCUAAUGCUGAACCUCGAUUUUAAAAAGGGAACAAGAGAAAAUCCUGGGAACUAUAGACCGGUUUCGGGUGCUGUGUAAGACUCGCCUUGUUUGUCCGUCUCCACACCAGUGUCGUGCAGGGAAGGUUGAAGCCAAACAGUCACGCCGAGGUCUCGCGGAGUGGCUCGGGAGCGCCAGGACCCAACCGACUGCGGCCAGCGCGCAAUGGCAGGAAAUCCCGCUGACUCCUUUGCGAACUGGCACUCCCCGGCGGGAGGCGAGGGCUUGCCGAGGAGCAGACCGGCCCGCAAAGGCCCGUUGCCCUGCACGCUGUGCGGGAAGGUGUUCGCCUACCAGUCCAGGCUGCGGCGCCACUGGCUGUCCCACACCGAGGCCCGGCCCUUCAUCUGCGGCGUCUGCGGCAAGGCCUUCAAGAGCAACCAGGACUGCUCGCGGCACCAGCGCAUCCACACCGGGGGCAAGAGCGUCACCUGCCCCGAGUGCGGUAAGGCCUUCACCCACUCCUCGCACAUGCAGGCCCACCGGCGCACCCACACCGGCGAGCGGCCCUUCCCCUGCCCCGACUGCGACAAGGCCUUCCGCCACUCCUCCCACCUGCAGAUGCACCGGCGCACCCACACCGCCGAGCGGCCCUUCUCCUGCCCCGACUGCGGCAAGGCCUUCUUCAGGGCCUACUACCUGCUGGAGCACCGCAGGGUCCACACCGGGGAGAAGCCCUUCUCCUGCCCCGUCUGCCGGAAGAGGUUCGCCCGGUCCUCGCAGCUGCAGGCCCACCGGCGGACCCACACGGCGGAGAGGCCCUACGCCUGCCCCGACUGCGGGAAGAGCUUCAGCAGGGCUUCCAUCUUGUUGCAGCACCGGCAGGUCCACACCGAGGAGCGGCCCUUCCACUGCCCUGUCUGCGGCAAGGCCUUCAAGUGCACCCUGUACCUGAAGCAGCACCUGGUCAUCCAUGCCGGGGAGAGGCCCUUCUCCUGCGCCGUCUGCGGCAAGGCCUUCGCCCGGUACUCCAACCUGCAGGCCCACCGGCGCCUGCACAUGAAGCAGAAGAGGAUCGCCUGCCCCGAGUGUGGCAAGAUCUUCCCCCACACUUCCAACCUGCAGGCCCACCGGCGUACCCACACCAGGGAACGGCCUUUCUCCUGCCCCGAGUGUGACAAGGCCUUCAUCUUCCCCUCCCAGCUGGUGGUGCACCGGCGCACCCACACCGGCGAGCGGCCUUUCUCCUGCCUCGAGUGCGGCAAGGCCUUCACCCACUCCUCGCACCUGCUGGCCCACCGCAGGAUCCACACCGGCGAGCGGCCCUUCGCCUGCCCCGUCUGCGGCAAGAGCUUCACCCAGUCCUCGCACCUGCAGGCCCACCGCCGCUCUCACACGGGGGAGAGGCGCUACGUCUGCUCCGACUGCGGCAAGGCCUUCGCCCGCUCCUACAACCUGCGGACGCACCGGCGGGUUCACGCCGAGGAGGCCAGCUUCGCCUGACGCUGGCGUGGCAAGGCCUUCGCCCGCUCCUCGUACCCGUUUUCCGCUGCCUCGACGUGGCACGGCCCUCGUCAGCUCCUGGGCUACCGGGGAGAAGCCCUUUGCCCGAGGGCAGGGGUGGAGUGGAAGAGGGCGUGAUGCAUU